AGAACAGAGCACCAAGCACUUUCCUUGAUACCCGAUGUCUUGUUAGAGGGAGCUGUGAGUAUAAGGAGCCAAUGACGAUAAUGGCAGUGGCGUUGGAGGAAAAGCCAUGAGUUGAGGUUUUGUCGGCAUCCCCGGGCAAGAGAGGCCUGGUCUGCCCCGCGACGCGUCCCCCUACACAACGCGAUUCAGGACCACCACAACGUGCAUCAUUGUCUAUCUCAGUCACAUCGAUAGUCGCCAUCGCUCACUUGUAUACCAUCAGAAUGCUAUUUUCCGACAUACAGGCGUCCAAGGUGCAGAAGGUGCUGCAAGAAGAUGCGUCCGGCCUGGUCGCGUACGAGUCGUCCCUACAAUUCGACCUUAAGUUGGUAGGGCUCGACGAUAGCGAGCUUGAAGCGUGCCUUACCCUUGUCGAAUAUACAUCGAAAAACCACUACCAGGCUUCAUCUAUGGGUUGGAGUUCGGUUAAGAAAAUCGAGGAGAUGGAAAAACCAGACAUGAUAUUUCUGCUAGUUCGAGAGAAGACGCCAGCGGCAGAAUAUUCCCUUCGUAAUGAUAACAACCCCGUACUUGGCUACAUUUCCUUCAUGUUCGACUUCGACGAUCCCCCGAACGACGACCGAGAGGUUCUCUAUAUCUACGAAAUCCAUCUCGAUGAUCAUUUACGCGGCCAGGGCCUUGGCUCCCGCCUCAUUAGCUUUGUCGAAAAUGUUGCCAGGGAGUGCCAGAUCGAGAAGACGAUGCUCACCGUGUUCACAACAAACAAGGGCGCGAAGAGGUUAUACGAGGCAUUGGGUUACACCAAGGAUACCUGCAGUCCAGAGGAUAAGGUUAUUAGGACAAAGACUAUCCCGGCAGACUAUGUCAUCAUGAGCAAGAUGGUAGGGUGA
Messenger RNA from Pyrenophora tritici-repentis Pt-1C-BFP, 890 nucleotides. Its product is annotated as GNAT family acetyltransferase Nat4. The record is from RefSeq and is a predicted model, not a curated record. Gene Ontology annotation, molecular function: histone H4 acetyltransferase activity; protein N-terminal-serine acetyltransferase activity; histone H2A acetyltransferase activity. Gene Ontology annotation, cellular component: nucleus. NCBI's taxonomy places the organism in Eukaryota, Fungi, Ascomycota, Dothideomycetes, Pleosporales, Pleosporaceae.